Candidozyma haemuli is the source of this 2454-nucleotide messenger RNA. RefSeq names its product nitrogen-responsive transcriptional regulator (gene GLN3). The transcript is spliced from 2 exons. Lineage: Eukaryota; Fungi; Ascomycota; Pichiomycetes; Serinales; Metschnikowiaceae. Bases 1 to 2454 code for a protein of 817 amino acids. Gene Ontology annotation, molecular function: zinc ion binding; DNA-binding transcription factor activity, RNA polymerase II-specific; RNA polymerase II cis-regulatory region sequence-specific DNA binding. Gene Ontology annotation, biological process: negative regulation of transcription by RNA polymerase II; positive regulation of transcription by RNA polymerase II. The record is from RefSeq and is a predicted model, not a curated record.
AUGGACAGCCCGCAGAGCCUGUCCAGCGAUGCCCGUGCCCGGGCCGGUUUGGACCAGGGCCCGACGAUUUUGGAGCUUUUCAGCCAGGCCAAGAAGCUUUUGGCGCUUAAACCGAGGGUGGAGAACCGCCAGUGGCGGAAGGAGGGUUCUCUGGCGCAGAAUGAGGGCCAGGGGAGCUCGGGAGGGCAAAACCAGGGCCAUUUUCAUCUUCUGGGGCAGCAGAACCAGGGGCCUGUGGAUUCUCGAGUUUUGGACCUUUUGCUGCCGCUUUCCGUGGACGAUUUGAGGAGUAACCACGUUAGGUCGAGCUCUAGGGACGGCAAGAGCCACCGGGCGCCGCCCCAGACGGAAAUCACGCCGUCUUCUAUGGACUGCAGUCCUCCUAGGCACUUCCAGGAACUGAGUGUUGAAAGCAAGAGAAGAAUGUCUACAACCAAUGGAAGCAGAGAUAGCGAUGCGUUGAGCUUUAAGGCUGGCUCUGGAAUCAAAAAGGAACCUUCUGAGGGCGUUUCGACGGUCCAAGUGUACUCUUCCCAGAGUCCUCCACGAGAGAUUCAAACAGGCAAGGCUUCGGCGCCCACGCCGCCUACGUCACAGAAAAGAGAAGCUCGUCCGGUUUCGAACUUGACUUCGUCGCUUAGAAAGGAGAAGGACACGUCGGAGCCGGAUUCGGAGUCGGCAAAGGCCAAGGAUGACUCAAAGGACGAGAAUAAGGAUAAACCUACGGAAUGCCAGAAUUGUCAUACCAUGAAAACGCCCCUUUGGCGUAAAGAUCCCUCGGGGAAUACCUUGUGUAACGCCUGUGGGUUAUUUUUGAAGCUUCACGGCACGAUGCGUCCGUUAUCACUCAAAACAGAUGUUAUCAAGAAAAGAUGCUCUAGAAGAGCGUCCAGUUCGGCUCGUAACGUUUCUUCCUCGGUUCAGGCAGCUUCUUCCUUCCCCAACAGAACGCCGUCUUCGCUGGAGUUCGCAAGAUACAGAGACGACCAAGGAAUACCGAUUAACCAGUCUCUGCUGUACAUUGCGCCAGCAGGCUCCUACGGCGCUUCUUAUACCGGCGAAAGGCCGAAGAACGUGUUGAUUUUGCCGAAACCUUCCAACACAGGCUCGGCCCCGGGCUCAGCGGCAGGUUCCGUCCCCGGGUCGUAUAUCAAUUCAGUUGGCUCUCUGUUGAACCUUCAAGCCAACUCUCAAUUCUCCAAACCUUCGUCGCCAUACUCGACGACGUCACAGUUUAAGCGGAAAAAGUCCGAUAUCAAUAUCAACGAGAUGCUGGAUGGGUUUGACCGCAGAAUUCCGUCCCUGCUUUCCAUGAGCAGCUCGUUUAACAAUGGAGCCGGUACGCCGACGGUGAAACGUGGGUUCCAGGCCUCUUCGCUCAACAGAAGAACGUCUGUGACCAACCUCAACAGAAAGUCUUCGUAUGUUGGCACGCCGAACGGUUACUCCAUGACCUCGCCUCAGCCAUUCACUCCCAACAGUGCAGCCACUCCAGGAGCCACAGGAAACACUCCGUUUGUCCAACCAAACCUUAACAGUCUCAGUGGAUCUGUGCCUUCAGCAGCCAACGCCAUGCGUCACAACGUUUCCACUCCAGUAAUGGGAUUCUCGUCCAACACAUAUUUCGAGAAUCCGCUGACGCAGUCGUAUAAUAAUAAUGCUCCGAGUGAAGUGCACCUGCCAUCGUCAUACACGAACACCACCCAUCUUUCGUCCCGGCAGUCGUUUAUUGUGCCUUCUGAUGUGACGCCGUUUACAGCGUUCACAGCAGAUAGCCACACCAACUUGAAUUCUCCCGAUAAGACCGGUGAUACCAUGGCAGACGACGAUUUCUUCCGUACGUACACCUCCCUUCACAACGAAGACGACGACAAGAUGACACCGUUGGACGACGAUAACAUUGUUCCCAUGGAUACCGAUAUGGGCGAAGUGGGCAGCAAGUACGAGAUCAAACCUUCCAACACGAGGUCGACACUUACCCAUGGUCUCAAGGGCCAGCACGGGUCGGACAGCAACGAGAACUUGCAAAAAGGAAACCAGCCGUACGGCGACUUGGACUGGCUCAAUGGAACCUCUUACGAGGUUGAUGCCGUUAAGGAGGCCCGGGAGCCCGAGGAAGUGCCUGAGCUGGUUCUCAAAGUGCCCAAAUUGCGUGGUUUGGAGUGGCAUAACCGUAGAGCCAAACAGAGGAUCAGUAACAGAACCAAACACUUGGUUGAUCCCGAGCCAACGGCAACAGCUCCUCUUUCCGAAGCUAUUUGGUACAAUGUGGAUGCCAUUGUACGUGCCCUUUCACUGGCUGGUUCAGAAGUGGGCAUGGGCGAGUACCCAGAAAGAAGAGCCAAGCUUAGGAAAGAGAGGAAACAGAAGCUCAAGAGAAGGAAGCUUUAUGGGGCUGAAGAGUAUGAUCUAAACGAGGAGUCACCGUUCUUGGAUUUUGAUUUGCUUGUCUAG